Closterium sp. Naga37s-1 is the source of this 651-nucleotide messenger RNA. NCBI's taxonomy places the organism in Eukaryota, Viridiplantae, Streptophyta, Zygnematophyceae, Desmidiales, Closteriaceae. The record is from the annotation of a GenBank genome assembly.
AUGAGUAAGCUGCAGAGCGACGUGCUGCGCGAGGCGAUCACGAACCUGCUGACGGCGUCGCGCGAGAAGAACCGCAAGUUCUCGGAGACGAUCGAGCUGCAAAUCGGGCUAAAGAACUACGACCCCCAGAAGGACAAGCGUUUCAGCGGCUCCGUCAAGCUGCCGCACGUGCCGCGCCCCAAGUACCGCGUGUGCAUGCUCGGAGAUGCCCAGCACGUCGAGGAGGCGGAGAAGAUCAGUCUGGACUGCAUGGGUGUGGAGGCGCUGAAGAAGAUGAACAAGAACAAGAAGCUCGUGAAGAAGCUCGCCAAGAAGUACCACGCGUUCCUGGCGUCCGAGGCCAUCAUCAAGCAGAUUCCCAGGCUGCUCGGCCCCGGUCUCAACAAGGCCGGCAAGUUCCCCACGCUCGUCACCCACCACGAGCCGCUCGAGAGCAAGUUGCUGGAGGCCAAGUCGACGAUCAAGUUCCAGCUGAAGAAGGUGCUGUGCAUGGGCAUUGCGGUGGGCAACUGCGACAUGGAGGAGAAGCAGAUCUUCCAGAACGUGCAGCUCUCCGUUAACUUCCUCGUCUCGCUGCUCAAGAAGAACUGGCAGAACGUCAAGUCGCUGUACAUCAAGAGCACCAUGGGCAAGCCCCUCCGCAUCUACUAA